UGAUAAUUGCUCGCGCUGGGGAAGACUGCUUAUGCUCAACACAUUGGAAUCGCCAAGCUCCUCCCCAGUUGCAAAGAAAACAGAAAGCAGUGAACGGACAGUAAUCCACUUUCCCAGCAACUAUCCCCGGGUUACUGCAGUUCGUGCACACUAAUAGUUCAGGAGUGCAGCUUUAUCAUCUCUCCCGCCCGUCCUCACAGGAGCAGAGAACCAGCCAGAAUAUUCCAGCCCUCUAGACUCUUAUUGCUCACUGCUCUCAGAUCAUAUUCUAGACACUUUCCAGUCCAGCCCUUGCCUGCCGGCGUCACUCUAUAAAUAUUGCAGAGAAGGAAGCGGAGUGUAGAAUGGCUCAGUUCACUGUCCCAGGCUUCGCAAUGAAGAACUCUCCGAACCAAACGGCCAACAGCGACGCUCUUCCUCCCGGCUGGGAGAUUAAGAUUGACCCGCAAACCGGGUGGCCCUUCUUCGUCGAUCACAACAGCCGAACAACAACGUGGAGCGACCCGAGAAUGGAGCUGCAGAAGGAAAGGCAAGCUUUUUCCAAUGGUCCGUAUCCGUCAGGGUAUCACCAAUCAUCACAAGAUGUCCCAAAACAACGACAUGGAAAAGAAUUUGGCUCUACAGGUCCUCAGCUUCGCCCAGGUUACAUUCCCAUCCCCAUAAUGCAUGAAGGAGCUCCUGAUCAUUAUCAGCAAAAAUUACACUAUUCACCUCAGCAGCCUGACUUGCAGAGACUUAAAACUGAAGUCCGGGCACAUUCCCCAGUACGGGCACAGUCUCCAUCCAGGCUCUCAGCUCGAGCUGAGUCACCAGCUGGGCCUCCAUUCGAAGCCACGCAGGCAGAUAAACAAAGUGGACAAGCAUCAACAGCUGCCACUAGCCAGGCUUCUGGCUUGCAAGGGUCAGAGAAUUCACAGUUCCAAACUAGCCCCCAAACAUUUUCAUCUCAGCAGCAUGGUCGGUCAAGCUUAGGAAGUUCCCAGUUACCUUCAGGUUAUAUUUCUAUACCUGUGAUCCACGAAGGAAAAGGAGUAAAGUCAACUCAACAUGUAUAUCACCCUGCUCACCAGACACAACAACCAAGCCAGCAAUCAUAUCACCCAGUGCAACAGGCAGAAUACCCAAUUCAGCAAUCACAUCACCCAGUGCAACAGGUACAGUACCCAGUCCAACAAGCACCUCAUCCAGUGCAACAAGCUCAGUGCCCAACCCAGCAAGCAUACCUUUCUGGCCCACAUGUACAGUAUCCUUCCCAGCCUACAGAGUGCACAGUCCAGCAGCAGCAGCCAGUUGCCUACAAGUUUUCUCCUGAAGACUGGGGAACAAACAGAGCUGGGGCACAAUCACCACAAAGAAUGGCUCAGAAGGGAACAUCAAGUCGUGAGAGCUCCCCAGCCCGGAUGACUUCACAUGCUCGGCCACAGUCACCCAUCUGGACCAAUACAGGUGUGGACAGACCACAGGUUGCUCAGCAACGAACACAGCAGCAAGAGGCACCCAGAAUGCAACAGGAGAGCAAAGCCCAUUCCUUUGGGUCCGAGCGUCCUGCAGCCUACAUCCCAAUUCAAGUCACAAGGCAACAACCACAUAAACCUCAGCCUAAGACUGAGAGAAAAACUCCAUCCCCUGCAAAGAGCAACACCCAGCAAGAAGAGGGUGUUGUCCCUGAAAUAAAGCCCAUAGCCACUGAAGAAUCUCAGACACACCCUGGGCUGGUAAAAGUAGAGAAAAUUCUUCAAAAGGUCCAUAGGCUUGAGGAAGAUGUAAACUUAUUUGAAGGUGCGGGAACUGAUAAACACUAUCUGAUGAUUGAAGAAUUGCUGACCAAAGAGCUGCUGGCCCUUGAUUCAGUGGACCCUGAGGGUCGAGAUGAUGUGCGACAAGCCAGAAGAGAUGGUGUUAAGAAGGUUCAGAACCUUCUAGAACAGUUAGAACAGAAGGCCAGCAUGGGCCCAGAAGCCAAAAGUUUUCCUGAACCUCAGCCAGGAAUAACUGAAAAAUCAGCUCAAAUGGAUUAUACAGAAGAUGACAAAAAGUGCUCAAAAACCGAUGCACAAGAAUCAAAAACGGAAACUGACCAAAGUGAAGUGAACCCGAGAAAACCUGGUGAUGAUUGCUACAUUAAAGACAUUUCUGAUAAUAAUGAACAUUAGUCCUUCAGUAUCAGAAGUGCAUCCGCCAAUCAUUUUUAUAAAUCGUGUUGAAAUGUUUUAUGAAUGCAUGCCAUCAGGAGGCUUUCUCAUAGUUUUGUGCCCUAGUAUUAUUUCUCUGCCAUCAUGGAGAGACAAUUGUGAACAACAGGAGCUUGUUGGUUGAAUUAUGCAAGUUUUUGGUUACUUGUAAUCAACUUUGAAAAAAUACAUUCAUCUUGCUGAAAACAUGCCUCUGUUUUGCAUUGUUUUCUAUUUGCUAUCUUCCUUAAGAUUAAUCUUGCCAAAAUACCAUCUUGUGCCACAUGAUGGUGGCUUAGAAAGCCUUAUAAAUUACCAGAGUACCUAUUUAAGUUAUAAACAUUAAGUGUUGCCUGUGAAGUAAAAGUGUCAGUUUAGACACUGUUGGGCACUUUAUGAAUGAAAAUGUUGAAAUGUGUAAGACAUUGAAGGAGUAUGAGUAGAGUAAUAUAGGUAAUGGUUUCUAUAUUCUAUUGAGGAAGCAUUAAAUUCAGAUCGCAUUUGCAUUUUGUGCAAUAUUUAUGUUUGGUAAGCAACAAGAAGUCAACGUUCAUUUUAAGCUUACAUGUGUUGCUUACAAAGAAUAAUUUGCUUACAAAAAGUAAUGGAUUUUAAAAUGCAGGGAAUCUUGGUUUAAUUUUUAAAGACUUUUAAAAUAUGUUGUGUUCCAAUCUUUCCUUUGAACUGCGAUCCAGAUGCAGAUGUUUAUUGAUGUUUUUGGUUGGAAGUUUGAUUUCAUUUGAUCAUCCAUUUUGUUUACAAAUGGCAUUGACUAGUGCCACUCUGCAACUGGCUCCUGCCUAUAGCAAUAGCAGGGACAAUGCAGAGUAUAGGUCAGUGACAUUUGUUUAAGUCAAAGGUUGGCCAGAGUUUGUCACCAACAAAUUUUCAGAGUUGUGUGUUAAGUAUGGCCUUUUGUAAUGAGAAUCCUUUAAUAGCUGCCUCUGAAGCUAGAAUAUAUGCUUCUAGGUCAUCGCAGUGUCACCAUUACAUUGCAGUUGUACCUGCAAUGCCAUUGGUACAAGGGUAUGAAAAGGUGGAUCACAAAUGUUUUCUCUAACAAUUACACAAUUUUAGAUAAAAGAUAAAGGUUAUGACACUCACAUUUGCUUUUCUACAUGCUAACCUCAGAAUGACAACUAUCAUAACUUUAAACGCUAUUGCUAGUCCCUUUAUGCACCUGCAUUUUGAGAAAGUUGGUAAAGAGAUGACAGUGUUCAACGUAUUUAAUAAACACUUUGGUUAGCAAUUAUUACCUAAACUAAUAGAAUCAAAGAGAGAAAUCUAGUAUUUUUUAAGUGUAUUUUCAUUUUUUUCACUUUGUGGAAUUGUGGGGAGGUGGUGGAAGGAUUCCUGAGCUGAUUAUCAGUCCAUUGAACCGCAUCUUGAACACUACCUCAGUGCCAACAAGUCCUGAAUUUGGACUUGAACCUGGAGCUCUAGCCCAGAGACAGGGAUGGUACCACAGUGCCACAAGACCACCCAGAAACCAAAUGAUAAAAUGGGUAAUGAGAGUGCAACUUGUACAUUUGAACCUUGACUUUAAGAGAAAUCAGGCAGAAAAUUAGUUAAAAUGGAGCAGGGGGACUUAUUCUUUUCCCACCCCAAUCUGCCCAAUCACAAUUUUAAAUUGCAGGUAACAAGGAUUAGCUUCCAAAGCUGGUGACAUGCUCUAUAAAUAUGCAGAUCAGGCUCCAAUUACAUUACUGGGGCCCAACUGCAAAUUUAACUGAGGCAUGGACAGGGGAACAGUAGUGACUAGAUCAGCCAAGGCCAGAAGAGGCCCAGUUAUCUAUUUUCUUCUAGUUUCCAUGUGAGCCGGGACAAUAGUCUGAUAACAUCAGAGAAAAUACUUCAGAAAAUUCAGAGGCUUGAGGAAGAUGUAAACUUAUUUGAAGGAACUCUAGGCCCCGAAAGGAAACUUUGGACCUUCCCUGCUCGCUCCCACCCCUUCCCUCCACAUUGUCUAUCCCUUUACCCUUAGUGUCACUCCCUGUGAUUCCUGGUGAUUGCCUCUGACCACCAUGAUUUUAACAGUCAGGCAGUUAUUUCUCAGCAAAUUCUGGGCCAUUUUGGAUGGGAAGUUAGCAAAUAGAAUGCAAAUUAGGCCCAUGAUCAGCUGAGGCUGCCUGUUGUGCUCACAGACCAGCUGGCUGUUCACUUUGAUGCUUUCCAAUUUGGGAGGGAUGUAUAGCCCUUUCUCUUAGAUCACAAGAUCCCUUUUAAUCUGACCACUUUUAGAAAACAAGAACAAACACUUUGACUUGUUGUGGCUUAUAAAUUCACAAUCAUUUAAAAAACAAUAUUAAUAUUGGAUUUAAAUGUCUUGAUAAGAAUUGUUUUAGCACAUAUAUAUUUUCAAACACAUGAUGCAAUGUGUCACAGCAGAAUGCAUAAUCAUGCUAUUUGCAGGUGAUGCAAUUGUAAUGCGUUUGGCACAUGGCUCUUCUCCCAUCUCAGACAGAAAGGUCUUGCCAAAAACUCUAAAUGGAGACAGAGGCUUUUUUUUUUAAAAAAACAACUCUAUUUUUGCAACAUACAGCACAAUAAUUUUUCCACUUAUUCUUCAUGCUCAGGCUGGAAUGGAUACUGCAAAGUAGAACCACAUGUUAAUUGUAUAAAUUAAGGUAAGUAUAUACAGGAGGAAGGCAUUGAUUGGAUGAUUACUUGAACAUAUAUAUAGGUGGAUAGGAUUGAUUGAAUGAUUACUUGAGCACAUUAAGGAACACUUAUUGACACUGGUAGAGGAGAAGAGUUCAGAGCUAUACACUUGUAUUGUUUCACUCUGUGAAUAAAUUUAAAACUGAGUAAAGAUUGGCUUCUGGUCUCCUACUUCACAAACUGCUGUCAAGAGUUUAACAUCACACCACCAUUUUUACUACACCGCAACAGCCCAAACCUUUCAUACUCACAAGACACAGCAAGAGCACAGCUAGAAAAAAACAGCUAUUUCUAAUUUACUCUUAGUCACAAAUUAUACUUUGCAAUCUGGUUUAAUGCUUUAAAGAUUGUUUUACUACUCAGGAACAAUCAUAAAGCAGAGUAGUUACACAAAUGAUGGUGUUUAAAAUUAUUUAUUCAUGCCUACUUCACACAAGUCCUACCAUUUCAUUUAAAAUAAUCCAUUAUAAUCAAUAUAUAAUCAUAGAAACAAAAACAGGAAAUGCUGGAAAUACUCAGCAGAUCAGCAUCUGUGGGAGAGAUACAGAGUUAACGUUUCAAAUCGGUGACCUUUCAUCAAAACUGGAAAAUGCAAUAUGCUUUAAGCCAGUCGAGAGGCAGGGGAGGGAUGGAUAGAAUAAAAGGGGAGGUCUGUGACAGGAUGGCAGGCAGGAAACAUUAACUGAUAAAAGGUAUGAUGGUGCAAGGAAAAGGGGGAUCAUUAUGGAACAAGUAAGGAAACAAAAGAUGGGUCUGGAGGAGGUAUAAAUAUGAAUAGCAGAAUCAUUAUCAACAACUACCAUCUGAAAAAAUGAGGACAGUGAUUAUGAUCUGAAAAUAUUGAACUCCGUGUUGGGUCCAGAAGGCUAUAAAAUGAGCUUCACUGAAAGAAUAUAGGAGGCUGAAGAUAGAGAGAUCAGUUCUUCAUUAUAACCUGAAGUGCUUUGAGAUACUUGAAAAAUGUGAUAAUAGACAGCAUUUAUGAAUGCCAUUAAGAGAAAUGAGCACCAACCACAUCCACAAUAUUCAAUAUACUAUCUUCUCUUCCUACUUUUGGAAUGCUUUCUUUUUGCCCUGAUGAUAUAAGUUAACAUAAGUACAAUGAUAAUUUUGAUUUCCUUAUGAACAGAAUAGAAAAUGAAGGCAGAGAUACAACAAAAAUUGCAAAUACUGGAAAUCUGAAAUAAAAAUAGAAUUGUCAUCAAUUUGGGUUAACAUUUUAGGUGGUCUUUUGAUGAAUUGUUAUACCUGAAACAUUGAACUCAUUGAUCUGUUGCAUAUUUCAAGAAAAAUAAAAACAUCACAAUAUAUGUAAAAUAUUUGUACCCUCAACAUGAAACAUUGGUAAUACCCAAAUAAUAUUAUUACUUUAUUGAAUAUAAUCAUGAUUCUGAGAACAAAAAACAAAUUUGCAUUUAAAUACCACCUUUCAUAUCCGAAGGAUGAUGCAAGGUACUUCACAGAUAAUCAAGUACAUUGAAGAGUAGUCAUGGCAGUAGUUUGUACACAGCAAGGUCCCACAAUCAGCAAGCAGACAAAUGGCCAGAUUUUAGUGGUGAACAGAUAAACCUUGGCCAGGACGCUGGUGAGAUCUUCCCUACUCUUAUCUGAAUAAUGCUUUGGUCUCUUUUAUGCCCACUUGGACAGGUAGCGAUGGAUCCUUGGUUUAAUAACUAAUUUGAAAGAGGCUAACUUCGGAUGUAUGGUAGUCCCUCAGUACUAUACUGAUAUAAGGCUAUUAUUCAUAUCUAUUAAUGCCAGGUUGAGUUGACAUUUUUUUCUGAUGUUUAUCUGACCUUCCAGUAUUUAUAAUGUUUUUAAAUUGUUUUAGAGUACAUUGAAAGCUCCAGGCCAAGUUUAGUUCUCAAUAUUUAAAUGAAUAAGUUAUUGCAGCAAUGCAAUUACAAAUCUCUGCAGCUUCUCUUGCCGAAAUGUUAAAAAUAACCGAGAACUCAAAAAUCUAACUUAUAAUAUGCUUGUCAAAUAGUUUUACUUGCACAUGACUAUCUUUAUUAUGCUGACUGUAUGCAAAGACCAGCAUGUAUUUUCAUUUCCGUGCAGAAUGUUCUGUCUUUCAAAAGAAAUCCAUAACACACAUAUAAACCAGUGACCUGUUCUUUUGGAAUGAGUUUCAAGUUACCCAAGUAAAAUUGCAUACUGGUCCUGUUGAUUUCAAUUUCCUGUGCAUUCACAAAUUGUAGGCAAGUUUUAAAAUGUAGAAAGUGUUUCUUAAUAGGAAGAUUCAUACAGUAAAGAACUACGUAUUUGGUUGUUGCUGUAAAGUAAUAAAAUAUAAGGGGAAUUUAUCUGCCUGCCGAAAUGUUUAUUGUCACUACAACGGAGAGCCUUGAAUACAAUUGUACUGCAUUUUGAAAGACUAUCAGUUGAAAGAUGUGGAUACAUUUAUAAAUUGACUCAUCCUCAGUAUAUGCCAAAUUGAUUUCCCUAAACAUUGUUUACAGUAACAAACAGUUAGACGUGAAAUUCAUAGCUACUCUGUUAUUUGGCAUCUUGAAGCAAUCUUUUUCACUGAAUGACUCAUUCUAUAGGAACAGGUUUAUUUCAGACGUCAAUGAAUGUAUACCAUGUAUCUCAAAGUAGUAAUAAAUGCACUUUGUAUGUAUCUGCACUUAAAUAACACCAAAAAUUAGGAUUAAGUCCUGUUGUGGAUUCUGUAUGUAAUGCUGCUAUGUCACAUAAAGUAACUGGUAUGAUGUAUAAAUGUAAUAAAGCUAUGUUGAGUGGAA
Carcharodon carcharias (great white shark) is the source of this 7579-nucleotide messenger RNA. It is a transcript of the gene bag3, whose product is annotated as BCL2 associated athanogene 3. Gene Ontology annotation, cellular component: cytoplasm; membrane; nucleus. The record is from RefSeq and is a predicted model, not a curated record. The coding region runs from base 345 to 2153 and encodes 602 amino acids. Gene Ontology annotation, molecular function: adenyl-nucleotide exchange factor activity; protein-folding chaperone binding. The transcript is spliced from 4 exons. Gene Ontology annotation, biological process: muscle cell cellular homeostasis; negative regulation of striated muscle cell apoptotic process; protein stabilization. Lineage: Eukaryota; Metazoa; Chordata; Chondrichthyes; Lamniformes; Lamnidae.